Molecule: messenger RNA, 1866 nt
Organism: Diospyros lotus (date-plum)
Lineage: Eukaryota; Viridiplantae; Streptophyta; Magnoliopsida; Ericales; Ebenaceae
Product: xyloglucan endotransglucosylase protein 1-like
Exons: 6
Coding region: 758-1669 (303 amino acids)
Biological process (GO): cell wall biogenesis; xyloglucan metabolic process
Cellular component (GO): apoplast; cell wall
Molecular function (GO): xyloglucan:xyloglucosyl transferase activity; hydrolase activity, hydrolyzing O-glycosyl compounds
Source: RefSeq, a predicted model, not a curated record
CGCGCUUGCUAGUGAACAAAUUGAUAUAUGUUUGAUCCCAAAGGUACCUUUUAAUCUACAUGGACCGCAUGGUGUCUUGAGGCAUCUGAAGUACCUAAUUGAGACAAAGGGAUCAGCUGUUGUCUGUGUGGCUGAGGGAGCUGGGCAGUACGAUGGAUAGGAAUUGGAUGAUAGACUUUCUUACCAAUAUGUUAAUGGAGUUGAUAAUUAUUUGUGAUACCAACAUUGUUCGAGCAUUCAUGCAGGGACAAACACAAGCAAGCAAGCGGCGAUAUGCAGCGGAAGCAACGCAGAGACUUGAGACAAAUUAAUAUAAGUAAGAAUGGGAAUUAUAUGAAGUAGUAUGCAGUACCCACCCACCCCAGAAGCUUCAAAUAUAAUUGGAUUCCAAGCGUAUAAUCGAACCCCAGGCCAAGACGUAAUAGUGGUGCCAUUAAUUGUUUAUAUUUUACAGUCCGAGGAGAGAUAUGGGAUGAGAGCUGUUUCCACCAUGGCAAUGCAAAGGAUAUGCAAGCUCCACCUGUCAUUACUCUCUCUCUCUCUCUCUCUCUCUAUAUAUAUAUAUAUAUGUAUAUAUAUAUAAAUAAGCCUCCCUCACUCUCAGAUGCUUCCUUUAAGAUAAAACUGACAUAUAUAUAUAUAUGUUUAUUAUCAUCACAGCAUUCUCUCUCCCAUCCCUAUAUAUAUAUAUACCCUUUUCCCACAGCCCAAUCACAAAAUCUCUCUCUCUCUCUCUCUCUCUCUGUGUGUGUCCCAAAUGGCGUCCUUCACAAGAAGAGCAUCGGCACUGCUAGCUUAUCUGCUUCUGAUCACGAGGUGCCUGAUAACGGCUGCCGUUGCCGGAGGAAACUUCAAGCAAGACGUCGAAGUUACGUGGGGCAACGAACUGGCUCAGAUACUCGCCGGCGGCCGGCAGCUCACCCUCUCAUUGGACAAGGCUUCUGGGUCUGGUUUCCAGUCCAAACACCAGUUCUUAUUCGGACGUUUUGACAUGCAGCUCAAGCUUGUGCCGGGCAACUCUGCCGGCACCGUUACAACUUACUAUUUGUCCUCGGAGGGGCCAACCCACGACGAGAUAGACUUCGAGUUUCUGGGCAACGUUUCAGGACAGCCAUACACAGUCCACACCAAUGUCUACUGCCAAGGGAAAGGCAAUCGUGAGCAGCAAUUCCAUCUCUGGUUCGACCCCACCGCAGCCUUCCACACCUACUCCAUCGUCUGGAACCCUCAACGCAUCAUAUGGAUGGUGGAUAACAUUCCACUAAGGGUGUUCAACAACAACGAGGGAAUCGGCGUUCCCUUCCCCACAAGCCAGCCCAUGAGGUUGUACUCAAGCCUGUGGAAUGCCGACGACUGGGCAACCCAAGGCGGCAGAGUGAAGACCGAUUGGACCAAAGCUCCCUUCACUGCUUCCUACAGGAACUUCAAGGUCAAUGCUUGCUUGCCCUCGUCCUCACCGUCUGAGUCAUCGUCUUGUGAUUCCAAGUUCUCCACCUCCACGGCAACGUCGUCGUCUUCUGAUGAGGCAAUUUGGCAAACUCAACAACUUGAUUCCAAUGGCCGAAAGAGGUUGCGAUGGGUGCAGCACAAGUUCAUGAUCUACAACUACUGCACUGACUCCAAACGUUUCCCUCAAGCCCUUCCCCGCGAAUGCACAUUACGCCAAUGAUCCCCACCCUCAUAAGGCUUCCCUUUUGGGCGAAGUGGUUUUCCUUCGAGUCUUGGUGACCCAUCUUCAUAGUUUUGGAAUUACUACAUGUUCAAAUAAAUUCUUCAUUCUUUCUAUUCAAAUGUAAAAUGUAUCAAUAAAUUAAUUAUAUGGUUAAAAUUGAUUUGUUUAGUCAUACAGCUUAUUUGAUUUUCUUU